Pocillopora verrucosa is the source of this 558-nucleotide messenger RNA. The record is from RefSeq and is a predicted model, not a curated record. NCBI's taxonomy places the organism in Eukaryota, Metazoa, Cnidaria, Anthozoa, Scleractinia, Pocilloporidae.
UGUGACAUGACAAUGGAAGGUGGAGGUUGGACUGUUUUUCAGAAACGUUUGGACGGCUCUGUUAACUUCUAUCGUGGAUGGGAAUCCUACAAAAACGGCUUUGGAAGUCUGAGUGGCGAGUUCUGGCUUGGAAACGACAAUAUACAUCGUUUGACAGACUCUGAAGACGUCAUAUUGAGAGUUGACCUGGAAGACUUUGAAGGCAACAUCACCUACGCUGAGUACACGACUUUUAAGGUGGCAGACGAGGCCGACAAGUACCGGCUUUUGAUUGGAGGAUACAAGGGUACUGCUGGUGACUCUAUGGCAGAGGGACUUUCCCUAAGCAAUAUGUCGUUUACAACGAAAGAUGUGGACAACGACUUGAGCGGUCAGAACUGUGCACUGUUGUUCCAAGGAGCUUGGUGGUACAACGAUUGUCAUUAUUCAAACCUCAACGGCUUAUAUCGUGGAGGAUCAUUCAGUGAUUCGCCUGCAAAUGGUGUCUCUUGGAAUUCUUUCAGAGGAGCUUGGUACUCCCUGAAACGUACCGAGAUGAAAAUGAGGCCUUCAAAUUGA